UCAGUUUCUGUUUCUGCUUUCCGCCUCUCAGCAGACGUCAAUUCAAUAGUCUAUGUCAAUGUUCAUCACUUAAUUUUUGAGAAAAUGGACAUGGGGAACUAUGGGUUUCCUAAAUUUGAUUUUCCAAACUACAAUGAAGACUACUCCGAAGAAUCAGACUCUGAAACAUCUUUUCACUGCUCAGAGGAUUCUGAUUGCGAUAGAUUGUCCACGAGCAGUGAUAACUCCAAUGAUACAUCCAUUGACAGUGGCAAUGCCACCUUUGAUUCUGCCAUCAGUGUGCCUGAGAAAAAGUAUCAUUUAAUUUAUAAAGUCACCCUUGAAGAUGUCAGUAAUAUAGAAAUGAAUUUAGAUCUGUACGAGUACAUAUCUGUUAUUUUUCUUUUGAUUGAUGACACAAGGUACGCCCUACAGUUAAUCCGCUCUUUGAUUGCUGCUGGUCCGGAGAAUUUUUCAAGAGGUAAAUUGUAUGAAUGGGCUUGCACAUCGCCUACAAAUUGGAAAUUCAAACUGUUUGAAACUCUUGCAAUAAUUCAAAACAACAAUAGUUUGAUGAGAUUAGGUUGUUGUAUUCAAGACAUUAACAUAAAGAGGGAUGCACCCGUUUAUACAAACAGGUUUAAAAAAAUACUUUAUUCUUCUGUGUGCGAUUUUUUAAAAAGAGAACCAGCUCAAGACCUUAUUGAUCGGGUUAGACGUGAUGGUAAAUUCAAAGAAGACAUAACAUUGGACUGUGACCCAAUGUACAUGGAGUUUCACAUUUUAUUUUGGAUUUCUCAAGAAUACAUCAGUAUCAAAAAGGAGCCGUAUCUAGAUAACCUGAUGAAACAAAUUAAGUCAGCAAAUUUGUUGGACAUUUACUACAAUAUAAAUGAAGAAAUAAAGAACUUUACAGAUAAUGAGUGUGCAAAAACAUUCAAACGUAUAAUAGCCAAUGAAGAGGAAGAAGACUGUUACAAAAUCAAAGACCCCAAUAACCCUGGAUUGGUAGUUGUAGUUAACAACGCCAAGUUUUAUAACAACAUUGAAAAGAGGAAAGAAUUUGAGCAUAAACUUCCUAAACAACCUCGUCGUGAUAGGAUGGGAUCAGACAAGGAUGUUGAAAAUCUCAGUAAAACAUUUAAAAGCCUCAACUACAAUGUGGUUGUCAUAAAUGACGUUAAUCAUGACAAAAUGGUGGAUGAUAUCCGUGACACGGUUAGAAAUGAGUUUAAUGAGGUUCACCAUUCGGUGCUGGUUUUGUGUGUUCUCUCUCACGGGGAUAAAGGUAUGGUAUAUGGUGCAAACAGUGUACCCGUAAAAAAUGAAGACAUCAUCAAUAGCAUUUCUGGAUCAUCACCACUCAUCCAUUUACUAUCUGGUAUUCCCAAAGUGAUAAUCAUUCAGGCAUGUCAAGGCCCAGGAGUACUAUAUGUCAAUCCCGAGAAUGAACUGUUAGAGCCUGACAAUACUGAAACUGAUUGUCCAUCAGUGAUGACAACUGAUGACAAUCUAACCACUGACGGACCCAAUAGUUUUGAUCCAAAAGACAGAUUGGUGUGUAUGGCAACUAUCGAUGGGUUUGUUUCAAUCCGCAGCAAGAUAAAUGGUACAAAAUACAUUCAGGAGCUGUGUCGAUGUAUUGAUAAGUACCACAGAAAAAAACACUUCUUAGACAUUAUUACUAAAGUUCAUAAACAUCUUAGUAGUGAGAAAUGCAUUGUUAAAGAUGUGCAUGAGACGCAACCAAUCUGUAUGGUUCCAGUUAUGAUUUCAAAUCUUUGUAAAUCGUUGUACUUAACUCCAAAGCAUGUUCUCGGUUAGGAAUUGAAGUGGUAACAGCUUGAUGUGAACAUUUUGUAAAAUACUGAAGGUUUACACAGAACUAGACAGACAAUAGGCGAACGCUUUAAUGGUAAAUUCUUAAAGAAAUACAUUAGCGUUAAAUUACACUACAUAUUAUAGAAAGUUGUUAAGCUGGCUUGUGUAGGCCUACAUUGCUAGCUCAUGAAGUAGUGUGCUGAAACUGUUCAAAUUUUGAGGAAUUUGAAAGCUUCUCUACAGCUUUCUGUGGGACCAAGGACAAAUAGUACCCUGACAGCCUUCUUCUGAACCACCAGGAUUUUAUUUAGGUUGUUGUCAUAGGUGCCACCCCAACAAAUCAGCCCGCACCUUUUGGGAGAUUCCACCAUUGCAUAGUGCCUUAGCUGAUUCUAUUCCUCCCAUCUACAUCAUCCUUCUUAUACUGUGUGUCUUCCAAAUGAGAACUUCCUGGUUGGUUAAUGAAUGUGAUUGUUCCAUGAUGAUGAUAGGUAGCAGUUUUGUAUUUGUACAUGAUUUAAGUAUUUUAAAUAAGGCUUGAGUAUACAGCUCAACGUUUUAUUACAUUCACAUUAGAUUGAUGUAACAUCAAAGGUCUCAAAUAAGUCUCAAUCUAUGGGGAGGGGAGCUCAGGGGUGUCAUCGCUUUCCUGAUGAAAACCAAAUUUAAAAAUUACCGUAACACACCUUUGCGACAUUAGAGAAAACUAAAAUCUUAACAAAAUUGAUCUGCAUGGUUAAUGUACUAGCUAAAUCCUUACACUAGUAAUACACGAAGGAAAAAUUGUUAAAAUGUUGAUAAUUAAUUAAGAACCUAAAUAUAUAAUAAAAUGAUCACUACUAGAAAAGUGUCAAACAACAACCAGCUCCAGGAUUGCGUUUAUAUGACAAAGGUACCUCGUCAGACAAUCCUUAACAUGUAGCAAAUGUUGAUAAUUAAUUAAGAACCUAAAUAUAUAAUAAAAUGAUCACUACUAGAAAAGUGUCAAACAACCACCAGCUCCAGGAUUGCGUUUAUAUGACAAAGGUACCUCGUCAGACAAUCCUUAACAUGUAGCAAAUGUUGAUAAUUAAUUAAGAACCUAAAUAUAUAAUAAAAUGAUCACUACUAGAAAAGUGUCAAACAACUACCAGCUCCAGGAUUGCGUUUAUAUGACAAAGGUACCUCGUCAGACAAUCCUUAACAUGUAGCAAAUGUUGAUAAUUAAUUAAGAACCUAAAUAUAUAAUAAAAUGAUCACUACUAGAAAAGUGUCAAACAACCACCAGCUCCAGGAUUGCGUUUAUAUGACAAAGGUACCUCGUCAGACAAUCCUUGACAUGUAGUAGGUACCGAAUGUGCUAAAUAUGUUUUGGCGGUUAUUUCAAUAACUCCGCCAUUACAAUAAAUAUUAAUGUAGCACAUUCGAUGCCUACUACAUGUCAUGGCUUGUCUGACAAGGUAUGUUAAGCCAUUAUUUGUAGUCUACAAAACACUGUAAAAAAGAAGUUUAAGAAAAAAAUGAACAUAUUUUUGUACUAAUUUCUUUGUUAAAAUGUCUAUUAUGUUAAUAGUUCAUUAUAAUUUAUAUUGUUAAUAAAGUUUUUAAAAAACAAUUUUAUUUAUUAUA
Macrosteles quadrilineatus (aster leafhopper) is the source of this 3408-nucleotide messenger RNA. Its product is annotated as caspase-8-like. The record is from RefSeq and is a predicted model, not a curated record. Lineage: Eukaryota; Metazoa; Arthropoda; Insecta; Hemiptera; Cicadellidae. The transcript is spliced from 6 exons. Gene Ontology annotation, biological process: proteolysis. Bases 85 to 1803 code for a protein of 572 amino acids. Gene Ontology annotation, molecular function: cysteine-type endopeptidase activity.